Molecule: messenger RNA, 843 nt
Organism: Vespa velutina
Lineage: Eukaryota; Metazoa; Arthropoda; Insecta; Hymenoptera; Vespidae
Gene: Archease
Product: protein archease-like
Exons: 4
Coding region: 29-493 (154 amino acids)
Biological process (GO): tRNA splicing, via endonucleolytic cleavage and ligation
Cellular component (GO): tRNA-splicing ligase complex
Source: RefSeq, a predicted model, not a curated record
ACGUAGAUGAGAUCAGCUGUUACCGGCCAUGGACUUGACGGACGAAGAUCUUACGAUUCCACCGGUUAAAUACGAAUAUCUCGAUCACACGGCCGACGUACAAUUACAUGCCUGGGGAGAAAGUUUGGAGGAAGCAUUCGAACAAUGUGCAAUAGCGAUGUAUGGAUAUAUGACAGAUCUACGUCGUGUCGAGAUAACAGAUAUUCUUAAUGUAGAAGUUGAAGGACACGAUAUUCAGAGUCUGUUAUUUCAAUUUUUAAACGAACUAUUAUUUGCCUUCAGUGCCGAGUCAUUCCUUGUCGCUAAGAAAGUCAAAAUCAACGAAUUCGAUCGUGUAAACUUCAAAAUCAAAGCGACCCUUUACGGCGAAGAAUUCAACAUACGUAAACAUAGUCAAGAAGCUGAAGUAAAGGCGAUCACUUAUUCAGCUAUGCAGAUAUUAGAUCAACCUGACGUCGAACGUCCUGAGGUUUUCGUCAUCGUUGACAUAUAAUAACAAUAAUAAUAACAAUAACAAUAAUAAUAAUAGACGGAAAUGAAGAGAAUUGUGCAAUUUGGAAACAUUUGUCCAUUCCAUUGUUUCUACUAAUUGCAUCAUCUCUUUCUCUCUUUCUAUAUCUUUAUCUUUAUUUAUCAAUCUGCCUAUCUCUCUCUCUUUCUCUUUCUCUCUCUUAUAAAAUAACAAUGAAUCGAUUAAAAAUAUUCCAGACUAUGUUGACAUCUUCAAAAGAAAUUGAUCAAAGAUUUAGGAUAAAAUAAUACAAAAAUUAGUAAUACAUUUAAGUCAAAUUAACAAUAUGUUUUGAAGAAUUAAAAAGGGAAAAAAGAAAAAAAAAAAAAAAA